Stylonychia lemnae is the source of this 708-nucleotide messenger RNA. Lineage: Eukaryota; Ciliophora; Spirotrichea; Sporadotrichida; Oxytrichidae. The record is from the annotation of a GenBank genome assembly.
AUGUUGAGUUAUCUGAUGAAAGGCUAUGCUAGCAGUUCAAGUUCUGAUGAAGAAUAAAAUAAUGAUUUAGCAAAUAAUAAAGAUGAAGACAUUGAUAUUUAUGAAACUAAAAAGCCACUAGAAAAGCAAUAAUUAUAAAAGAUUUCUCAAAAUUAAACUAAUGGAAUGCAAUGUAGAUCAAAGAAAUUUUUCAGUAUCAAAGAAACGCUAGAUAUGAUAGAGACUAAUUAAAUUGAUGCUAUUAAUCAAGGGGAUGAAGAAGAUUAGGAAACACUAAAUAAAAGAGAGUAGAAGUUGCUCUAAAAGGAAUAAAAUAUGCAGAAGGCAAUCUCAAAUAGCAUGAAAUAUGCUGGAGAGUCUUACAAUAGAGUUGCUCCUCCUAAGAUUGAAAUAAAUAUGUUGAAAGCCAAAAGAAAGCAGCCAGAGAGAGGAUACAUAGAAGAAGAGGAGGAUACAUAUUAGAUUGAAUCAAAUUAUUAUGGCAACAACAAAUAUGUUAGAAUUGAUGAUAACGAAGAAAAAAAGCUAUAAGAAAAUUAGGAUGCUACCUUGGAAGUUAAUACUAAUUAAUAAGUGAACGUAUAGCAUGAGUAAUAGGAUAAAGAAAUGAAGGAACCAGCUAAAGCUAAAGCAUUUAUCCCUGCAUCAAUGAGAAACAGACAACGUGGAGUUGAUGCUAAAGCAUAAUUAACUGAGGAAUAAGUAUGA